AUGGAGACACUUCACUUCGUCAAACUCGCAGCUCGACCGCAGAUGCCCAAAAAGCACCAGCGGUUUCACGCAAAACCGGCCAACUUAGCACAUCACAGUCUUGCACCAUCUAGGUCUCGUCAUGAUGGCGGGUCUGGGGUACAGGGCUCCGCGUCAGCGACGUCAGUCAACGACUUAAUCAGUCACCUCCGCCGUACACAGAUCCCUAGUGGUUCCUAUGAUGAUUCCCCAAGCCCACAACGGGCUCAGCGCUCGUUUGUGGCUCCGCGCUCAGUUCAUCCAUCUCUUCGAGAUGUACUUGAGCUCCCUGAAACCGCGCCGCCGCGACCUCGCCCCGGUCCCCGCCGCACGGUAUUCGGGGUGCGUCCAACUCGACCAACUGUCGGGCCUCCGGCGCCUGCAAGUUGGCUGUCCCAAAAUACAGAUUUGGCGGGAGACUAUGGAUUGCAUGACCAGAUGCCUGGAGCCUUAGAGGAGGAAAUCCACCGGCUGACCCGCCUCCCGGGGCCGCAGUUUCCGGACCAGAAGAGCCUGGUACAUCUGACGCUGAAAACCAUGGCUUUGAACUGGUGUUGGCAUGUUGAAUAUGAUGGCCCUUUUUUGUCUCAUCUUCCAAAUCAUAUCAAGGAACUGCUUCUGAGUUAUGUUGCUGUCUACGCGAGAGGCUCACCUCUGAAAGGGUACAUGAAGGGGCUGAAGCCGCUCUUUUUGACCCGGCAGGAUCAGGAUCAAAUUGGCGAGGAGAUACCGGGUUUCAACGAGGCGAGAGCUGUUGACGGGGAUUUCAAAAUCGUGCGAUUGGACCUGGGGAAUGCUCUGGGAAACUGGAUAACUUUGAAGCAGCUCACACACGAGGUGAUCAUCUCGCCAGCUCCAGCCGUGGGUUUCUCAGAUCACGAAACAGAGGAUGCUGUCCCAGUUUCAUGGGAUGAAUAUGCUCACAACGGCAGAGGGGAAGCUAUUUUUGAUUAUCUUCCAGCUCCGUCCAUGCCCAAGGCCAUUACACAGACUCUACGCUUCCCCGAACUCCGCGCCUUAUCCCUAGCACACCCGACACCUAGUGCUGCAAGCUGGACCGGUCUUCUCAACCUGCUAGCACAUUUGCCAACACUCACUCAUCUCUCGCUUGCCCAUUGGCCUAUACCGUGCCGGAAUCCACGCACUGCUACUACUCGCGUUCGCGGCCCAGUGGCCCGCUUCUUGACUCCAGACGCCCUUGACGACAACUGGGCCGAAGCUGCGAGUAUACUUCGUCAACUCUCCCGUUCGACCUACUGCCUGAAAUGGUUGGACCUCGAGGGCUGCGGCGAAUGGCUACCAGCCUUGAAAUGGGUUGGGAAAGACCCGGAUGGGUUUCCACAGAGCCCUGAUAAUGUUGGCCCAGAGUGGAACGGAUCUUGGAGAGAUGUCGAAUGGCUUGGGAUCGGCCCUGGCUUUCUGGAUUUGACGAAGUCUCAGGACUCGUCCCAUGUGCCGUCCUAUGAAGUCCCCGACCCGCAAACACGCUCCUCGGAUUCUUCUAUCUAUGCAGAUCACCUUCAAAAUGCGCGUGAUGUGCUGAGGCACAUUCGGCAGAUAAGGAGGGGGAGGAAAUGGCUCGAAAUCGAGCUCGGGUUAGGGCUGGAAGAUGUUGAGCCUGAAAUAAUCAGAUCGCUGGAUGGUCAGGAAUUGUCGGUUUAUCUAUGA
This is a messenger RNA of Penicillium samsonianum, 1686 nucleotides long. RefSeq lists its product as uncharacterized. The record is from RefSeq and is a predicted model, not a curated record. Bases 1 to 1686 code for a protein of 561 amino acids. NCBI's taxonomy places the organism in Eukaryota, Fungi, Ascomycota, Eurotiomycetes, Eurotiales, Aspergillaceae. The transcript has a single exon.